Molecule: messenger RNA, 3198 nt
Organism: Closterium sp. Naga37s-1
Lineage: Eukaryota; Viridiplantae; Streptophyta; Zygnematophyceae; Desmidiales; Closteriaceae
Source: the annotation of a GenBank genome assembly
AUGCUCUUGCUCUUGUUUGUGGGUGGUGUCGGAAAGUACGUGCGUGAGUGUUGGGGUGCGCGUGAGCGCAGCGCAGGGGUGUGGGUGAGUGCAAUUUCUUACCUUACCAACCCGCCUGCCCUGCUUCAUCUCGGAACCAUCUCGAAUCCCCUGCAGACGCGUGUGCCACCGUGGAUUGCGGGUCAGUCGCCUUCUGCUCUGCGGCCGAUGAUGGCAGCACCGAGUGCCUACGGGUUGGUGCAGACGCAGGUGGAGGUGGAGGGGCUCAGCUACCUCGCGCUCGUCACCUUCGAGAGCCCCGUGCCCAUGGCGCACGCCACUGGCGCCAUGGCGUGCAGCGACGUGGGUGACCUGGGCGGGGGCAGCAGCACCAAGAUCAGCGUGGAGUGGAAGUCGUUUGGCGUGGACACCGUGGGCACCGGCAUGUGCAAGAGCCUCUCGUUUCACGCCGACCCCGGCUGUGCGGACAAGGCGGGAUUGACCAUCGCGCGCCCUGCCAUGGUCCGCGAUGCCUUCCCCGUCACAAAACGGACUGUGAGAGCCACCCCGCCACAGUCAAUCAGCUGUGAAAUCGCCACGUGUCACAAGGAAUGCGGCAGUGCACAGUGCGUGGUGAGGGACGGCGUGUCUCAAUGCAAGUGCCCCUGGAGCCAAGUGUUCGACGACGCGCAGAAGCGCUGCACCAGCAAGUCGCCCGGCACCACCCCUGACCCGAACACUAGCGGAGGCGCGGACCCGUGUGCGGCAGUGCAGUGUGCGAGGCACUCGCAGUGCGUGGGGAGGAACGGGCAGCCCACGUGCACGUGUGACGCCGGCUACACCACGGCCAACAACGGCCUCUGCUCUGGGCAAAGGGGCGAGGAUGAGCGAGCCCCCGUUGUAUCGUGCUGCUUUUCCAACCUCUCCACUGCUCAUUCUCUUUCCAACCUCUCCACUGCUCAUUCUCUUUCCAACCUCUCCACUGCUCAUUCUCUUUCCAACCUCUCCACUGCUCAUUCUCUUUCCAACCUCUCCACUGCUCAUUCUCUUUCCAACCUCUCCACUGCUCAUUCUCUUUCCAACCUCUCCACUGCUCAUUCUCUUUCCAACCUCUCCACUGCUCAUUCUCUUUCCAACCUCUCCACUGCUCAUUCUCUUUCCAACCUCUCCACUGCUCAUUCUCUUUCCAACCUCUCCACUGCUCAUUCUCUUUCCAACCUCUCCACUGCUCAUUCUCUUUCCAACCUCUCCACUGCUCAUUCUCUUUCCAACCUCUCCACUGCUCAUUCUCUUUCCAACCUCUCCACUGCUCAUUCUCUUUCCAACCUCUCCACUGCUCAUUCUCUUUCCAACCUCUCCACUGCUCAUUCUCUUUCCAACUUCUCCACUGCUCAUUCUCUUUCCAACCUCUCCACUGCUCAUUCUCUUUCCAACCUCUCCACUGCUCGUUCUCUUUCCAACCUCUCCACUGCUCAUUCUCUUUCCAACCUCUCCACUGCUCAUUCUCUUUCCAACCUCUCCACUGCUCAUUCUCUUUCCAACCUCUCCACUGCUCAUUCUCUUUCCAACCUCUCCACUGCUCAUUCUCUUUCCAACUUCUCCACUGCUCAUUCUCUUUCCAACCUCUCCACUGCUCAUUCUCUUUCCAACCUCUCCACUGCUCGUUCUCUUUCCAACCUCUCCACUGCUCAUUCUCUUUCCAACCUCUCCACUGCUCAUUCUCUUUCCAACCUCUCCACUGCUCAUUCUCUUUCCAACCUCUCCACUGCUCAUUCUCUUUCCAACCUCUCCACUGCUCAUUCUCUUUCCAACCUCUCCACUGCUCAUUCUCUUUCCAACCUCUCCACUGCUCAUUCUCUUUCCAACCUCUCCACUGCUCAUUCUCUUUCCAACCUCUCCACUGCUCAUUCUCUUUCCAACUUCUCCACUGCUCAUUCUCUUUCCAACCUCUCCACUGCUCAUUCUCUUUCCAACCUCUCCACUGCUCGUUCUCUUUCCAACCUCUCCACUGCUCAUUCUCUUUCCAACCUCUCCACUGCUCAUUCUCUUUCCAACCUCUCCACUGCUCAUUCUCUUUCCAACCUCUCCACUGCUCAUUCUCUUUCCAACCUCUCCACUGCUCAUUCUCUUUCCAACCUCUCCACUGCUCAUUCUCUUUCCAACCUCUCCACUGCUCAUUCUCUUUCCAACCUCUCCACUGCUCAUUCUCUUUCCAACCUCUCCACUGCUCAUUCUCUUUCCAACCUCUCCACUGCUCAUUCUCUUUCCAACCUCUCCACUGCUCAUUCUCUUUCCAACCUCUCCACUGCUCAUUCUCUUUCCAACCUCUCCACUGCUCAUUCUCUUUCCAACCUCUCCACUGCUCAUUCUCUUUCCAACCUCUCCACUGCUCAUUCUCUUUCCAACCUCUCCACUGCUCAUUCUCUUUCCAACCUCUCCACUGCUCAUUCUCUUUCCAACCUCUCCACUGCUCAUUCUCUUUCCAACCUCUCCACUGCUCAUUCUCUUUCCAACCUCUCCACUGCUCAUUCUCUUUCCAACCUCUCCACUGCUCAUUCUCUUUCCAACCUCUCCACUGCUCAUUCUCUUUCCAACCUCUCCAGUGCUCAUUCUCUUUCCAACCUCUCCACUGCUCAUUCUCUUUCCAACCUCUCCAGUGCUCAUUCUCUUUCCAACCUCUCCACUGCUCAUUCUCUUUCCAACCUCUCCACUGCUCAUUCUCUUUCCAACCUCUCCACUGCUCAUUCUCUUUCCAACCUCUCCACUGCUCAUUCUCUUUCCAACCUCUCCACUGCUCAUUCUCUUUCCAACCUCUCCACUGCUCAUUCUCUUUCCAACCUCUCCACUGCUCAUUCUCUUUCCAACCUCUCCACUGCUCAUUCUCUUUCCAACCUCUCCACUGCUCAUUCUCUUUCCAACCUCUCUACUGCUCAUUCUCUUUCCAACCUCUCCACUGCUCAUUCUCUUUCCAACCUCUCCAGUGCUCAUUCUCUUUCCAACCUCUCCACUGCUCAUUCUCUUUCCAACCUCUCCACUGCUCAUUCUCUUUCCAACCUCUCCACUGCUCAUUCUCUUUCCAACCUCUCCACUGCUCAGUCUCUUUCCAACCUCUCCACUGCUCAUUCUCUUUCCCGACUUGCUUGCCAUCAUGCCUUGUUCCAUCUCGUUGCCUCUCACCCUCCAACCUUCCCAUCUCUCGCACCCGAUCCACCCACCUGA